Molecule: messenger RNA, 684 nt
Organism: Melampsora larici-populina 98AG31
Lineage: Eukaryota; Fungi; Basidiomycota; Pucciniomycetes; Pucciniales; Melampsoraceae
Exons: 1
Coding region: 1-684 (227 amino acids)
Source: RefSeq, a predicted model, not a curated record
AUGGGUCGUAGGUCACCAAUGAGAACGUCCAAGCGUCCCUUUCCACCAGGAUUUACUCCUGUGCCUGCAUCUCAUGCUCUUUCCAUCGGUAUUCCUCGAGAAGAAUGCGAGCCGAUCUUUUUGUCACCAAGCUUACGUUCCCCGAUCCUAGAGCUUGAACCGUCAGAAUACCCUUCACUAGAAACCACAUCUGAGCAUAGUUGUUCUUCAACUUCAUACUCUAAAUCUCAAACAGAAUCUUAUUCGCGUCCUUCAGCCCGAACGAUCAAGAUGAUUUGUCAAUCAGUUCUCAAGCUCAAAAAGUCAAGGUCUCGUCCUGAUCUCAGUAACGCUCUGAUAGAACAUACUCCUACCACCCAAGAAAAGCUUCCUAUGUUGGGUUCAUUUAGUCAACUCACACUUUGCCGUACUUCAACACCAAGCUCUAUAUCUCAUAAACCUUCAUUCUCAUCACUACAAUCUAAUCUGAACCAACCAAUCACAUCAUUCGAAGCACCAUUCUCAAGAACAGAACCAAUUGAAGUUGAAGAAAGUCGAUUUCAAGAACCAAUAGAAGAAUUACAAGCAGAAGCCAUCCGAAAAGCUGAAUGUGAAAAAGGACAUCGAAGACAACGUUCGAAUGAUUUAUUACAAAACGAUCGACCUUUGUUUUUUGAUAAUCCUAUUAUCAUCUCUGCUAUCUAA